Messenger RNA from Cotesia congregata, 2223 nucleotides. The record is from the annotation of a GenBank genome assembly. Lineage: Eukaryota; Metazoa; Arthropoda; Insecta; Hymenoptera; Braconidae.
AUGGAGAGCCCGGUAUUAAAUGGAGCCAGCAAGACCAAUGGAGAUGCGGUUUAUGAGUUAGAAAAUGAAGUUGACACUGACAGCACUCAUAUUGGCAACAACGGCGAUCAGCGUGAGAAGAGCGAGAGUCCAGUUUUUGACGCAGCAGGUGGCGGAGGAAAUUUGAGGAUGCCUUCGGAGCUUCCUAAUGAAAUAUCAGCGCCGUAUGAAGUUCCGCAAUUUCCGAUCGAGCAGAUCGAGAAGAAACUAUUGAUCCAGAGGCAGCUUACUGUCAAAGCGGCAAAAGACCUUGAGGAGCGACGCAGCCACUAUGAACCUUCACUGGGACCUGCAGCUGACGACAAUGACUACCCCUUCAACCUCGAAGAAAACGACUUUGUUCCUCACUUCCAGCGCGUCUCCAUUUCCGGGGAAGACACAUCUGGAGUGCCAUUGGAGGAUCUGCAAAGAGCAUCGCAGAUGCUGGUGCAAGCACUGUACAUCCGAGAGAAGUACAUGAUAAAUUCAAACCAGACAUUUCCGUCCAUCACCUCCCGGUUCCUGAGGAACGUCGACAAGAAGCCUUUGAACAGCGCGGAGUUGUUCCAGCACGAGGACCGAAUGGCGAUAGCAGUCCCUCUCGAGGUUGCAUUGUUCCUAACUAUUGUGGCUAUUUUAGACCAUCCUGUGCAUGCACCGGCCUCAAGAGGCGACCCCUGGGACUGCGAGUUUCCACCUGCCAAGAAUUACAAGAUCAACCCCGUCAACGGAGUGUUCAACGUCUACGCUAACGAGGAGGAUCUUGCUAAUGGAAAGCCUUUGCCUUACGCUUACCCGGAUCUCGGGACCUUUGUACGUGACAUGAAUUUGCUCUGCUCUAUGAUUGCCGAUGGCCCGCUUAAAUCAUUUUGCUACAGGCGAUUGAGUUACUUGUCUUCGAAAUUUCAAUUACAUGUUCUGCUUAAUGAGCUACGGGAACUUGCUAGUCAGAAAGCUAGCGGGGAAAUGAUGACUCUUGCCCAAGUAUUUGAGUCAAUGAAUCUCACAACUUACGAUCUUAGCGUAGAUAUGCUCGACGUUCACGCAGACAGAAAUACUUUCCAUCGUUUUGAUAAAUUCAACGCCAAGUACAACCCGAUCGGCGAAAGUCGUCUGCGUGAAGUGUUUCUUAAGACCGACAAUUAUCUCGACGGUAAAUACUUUGCGAGGAUUAUCAAAGAAGUUGCCAGCGACCUUGAGGAGUCAAAGUAUCAGAAUGCCGAACUGAGGCUGUCUAUUUACGGUAAAAGCGCUGAUGAAUGGGACAAGCUUGCUAAUUGGGCGAUCAAAGGUGACGUCUAUUCAGACAACGUUCGCUGGCUUAUUCAGAUUCCACGGCUCUACGAUAUAUUCAAGCUGAACAAGUUGAUGAGUAAUUUCCAAGAAAUUAUUAACAACAUCUUCUUGCCGCUGUUCGAAGUCACUAACGAUCCUUCGUCUCAUCCCGACCUUCACAAGUUCCUGCAGUAUGUAAUUGGAUUCGACUCUGUUGACGAUGAGAGCAAACCUGAGAAUCCGCUUUUUGAUAAAGACGUAUCGCCUCCUGAGGAAUGGAAUGACAUUGAGAAUCCUCCCUAUGGGUACUAUCAGUACUAUACUUAUGCUAACAUGACGGUCCUCAAUCAUUUUCGAGCUGACCGAGGCCUGAACACUUUCGUCCUGCGACCUCACUGCGGUGAAGCAGGUCCAAUUCAACAUCUGGUCUGCGGAUUCAUGAUGGCAGAGAAUAUAUCACACGGUCUCCUGCUCCGCAAAGUCCCAGUGCUCCAAUAUCUGUAUUACCUGGCUCAGAUUGGGAUCGCAAUGUCACCUCUGAGCAAUAAUUCUCUAUUCUUGAACUACCACCGUAACCCUUUGCCGGAAUACCUUGCACGGGGCCUCUGCGUCAGCCUCUCCACAGACGAUCCUCUGCAAUUUCACUUCACAAAGGAACCUCUCAUGGAGGAGUACAGUAUUGCUGCACAGGUCUGGAAGCUCAGUUCUUGCGACAUGUGUGAGCUUGCAAGGAACUCUGUAAUAAUGAGCGGUUUUCCUCACAAGAGCAAGCAGUACUGGCUAGGACCAAACUACACCAAGGAAGGAGUAGCUGGGAACGACAUCACGAGGACAAAUGUCCCCGAUAUCCGGGUGGCGUAUCGCUACGAGACUCUCGUCGAUGAACUUUCCAAUAUCUUUAAAGUUGUUGAAAAGCCCGACAGUUUUUAG